CUUUUCAUUCUUCUUCUUUCUGCAUGUUUUAGCCUACGUAUUUUCAGUUAUCUUAAUCCUUUCGUAAAUUUGGUGAAAAUUGUUUUUCAAUCUAAAACGAUGUUCUCAUUUCUCUCCGUUAUUUACUCAGGCAGGUGUUGUAAACAAUAGACUAAGUUUACUCGUAUUAAUUCAACAUUAAGCCAUAUAUAUAACGACUAAAGUGUAAAAUUUGUAAAAAUUACAAUUUUUAAUAUAUUCGAUUAAAAUUUAAUAUACUUAGCAUUGCAGAUUAUGAAUAUCUAAUACACGGUUCCAGUGUUAAGAAAGUAUGUCCACUCACUCGCUACUCCUAUUUAAGUGAAGUUUAAAGUCGUAGAAUCUACUACGGAAAUAAAAAAUUUAUCUCAUCGAAAUGAACAUUCGUUUGACCAAUAUUUCCGUUUGUAUUGAAAAUAUUUCAGCCGUACCUACGAAAGGGUUAAUCACGCGUGACCGACAACACGCUGAACAACAUAAGAAUCGGUACCAAACGUGCCGUACGUGUACGGAAAGGUUACGGUCUCGACGUUCAAUCGAGUCUUGAUUAAGUGAAAAAACCGGAAGAAAGAAAAAAGAAAAACAGAAUAUGAUUACUCGCGGCCAGUAUUUGCUCGUGGAAACGAAAUAUGUUGGAAAAAGAGAGAAGAACAGUCGGAGAAGUUGGAAGGGCAAGAGGGGCCGAUAAGAGAAAUCGAGCUGAACGUGCUACGUGGAAUCGUGAAAGUGAAGGCGUAUCCCACCUUAACAUAUGAGUCGCGAUAGGUUACAGGCCGCGAUCAAAUACCUGUUGCACGACUUCAUUCUUCUUUACUUCCAUCUGUUUGCUCAGGCUCGUUGCUCUUAGUGUACAACCGGCUGUCAGACGAAGCAGUGACAUUCUGUAAACAUGGAAUCUGUCAGAAGGAAGUUGAUUGAAUACAAUCAGGAACAUCUGUUGAAAUUCUGGGAUCAACUGUCGGACAGAGAAAGAGAUGAUCUUUGUCAAGAUAUAUCUGAAUUAGACCUGACAGAUGUGACAUCAUGUUUCUACAAAGCAGUACAUGCGUUGACCAGCAUGCAGAGUAUAUUGGACGAUAAGUUGACACCUAUCCCGAAGGAAAGUAUUGCAUCAGUCAGAACUACUGACAAAGAACAGUUGAGAAUGUACGAAAAACUAGGAUUGCAAGAGAUAACAGAUGGAAAAGUAGCUGUACUGUUAAUGGCUGGUGGUCAGGGUACUAGACUUGGUGUAUCUUAUCCCAAGGGUAUGUACAAUGUUGGUCUACCUUCUGGAAAAACACUUUUCCAACUACAGGCAGAAAGAAUACUUUGUUUGCAAAACAUGGCAAGGAAGGAAUGUGGAAAAGAUGGGGAAAUUACAUGCUACUCAUGAUACAACUGUAUCUUUCCUACAAAAGCAUAACUAUUUUGAUUUAAAAGAAAAGAACGUUCAAGCCUUUAAACAAGGUGUGCUACCAUGUUUUACACUGGAUGGAAAAAUCAUUUUGGAUAAAAAAUAUAAAAUUUCAAAGGCGCCGGAUGGAAAUGGAGGAUUAUAUCGAGCUCUAAAGACGCAGGGAAUAUUGGACGAUAUGAAACAGCGUGGAAUUCGUAGUGUCCACGUUCAUUCAGUUGAUAAUAUUUUGAUAAAAGUGGCAGAUCCUAUUUUUAUAGGAUACUGCUUAUCUUUAUGCACUGAUUGUGGAGUUAAAGUGAUAGAAAAGUCUUCUCCAAACGAACCAGUAGGAGUUGUGUGUAAAGUCGAUGAUAUCUACAAAGUUGUAGAAUACAGUGAGAUUUCACAAGAGACUGCUAAAUUGCGUUCUAACGACGGACAAUUAAUGUACAACGCAGCGAAUAUAUGUAAUCACUAUUUUACAGUAGACUUCCUCCAUAACAUUGCAACAAAUCACGAGAAAGAAAUGGAACUCCACGCUGCUAAAAAGAAAAUCCCUUAUGUUGACGAAGAAGGAAAUCGAAAUGAACCGAAAUCACCGAACGGUAUUAAAAUCGAGAAAUUCGUGUUUGAUGUAUUUAAAUUCGCAAAACAAUUAACGGUUUGGGAGGGAGUUCGCGAGGAAGAUUUCAGUCCCCUGAAAAAUGCUGAUUCCGUUGGCCAAGAUUGUCCAAGCACUGCGCGAAACGAUGUACUUAAACUUCAUAAGAAAUGGCUGUUGAACGCUGGAGCUACGUUUGUGGCAAACGACGUAGAAGUAUCUCCUUUAUUAUCUUACGCUGGGGAAAAUUUAGAUCAUGUACGAGGAUUGUCAUUAGAAGGACCAUGUGUAUUGAUAUAGAAUAACGAAAUCCAAUAUUAUUUUUGCAACUUUUUAAAGACGGUACUGUUCUUGUUAAGGAUCUUUAA
Molecule: messenger RNA, 2365 nt
Organism: Heterotrigona itama
Lineage: Eukaryota; Metazoa; Arthropoda; Insecta; Hymenoptera; Apidae
Source: the annotation of a GenBank genome assembly